UAUCUAUCGAUAUCGAUAAUAUAAUAAUUACAAAACACAUAAAAGAAAGCGCCGUCGUACGUGUGAAGAGACAAAAGCUUUACUUACACACUGAACAACCGUCACUCCACCCCUCCAUUACAUUACACUUUAAUCCUUUAUAUAUAUACAUACAAAUAUACACUGCUUUCUUCAUAAUUACUCCUCAUUCCCAUUAUUCAAAUAAAAAAAAUAUGGACACAACAGUAAGCCAUAAUAAUCAUGACGAUGACGUCAUAUUCCGGCCAUCAGAAACACCACUAAAUGACCCCAUGGAAUUCCUUUCUCGUUCUUGGAGCAUUUCUGCUCUACAAGUUUCUAAAGCUUUAGCUCCACCCCCAUUACAACACAAUACUACUAGCCAAGAUCAUUUUCAAAAUCUUGACCAUUUUCAAGAUAUUAUUGGUUCUGCCACUACUACUAUUACUCCUUUUGCUUUUUCUUCUUCUGAAACUUCACAACUUAUUAUGGAACGCAUUUUAGCUCAUUCUCAAGAGGUAUCUCCAAGGACAUCCGGGAGAUUGUCACAUAGCAGUGGACCUUUAAAUGGUUCACUUACUGAUAGUCCACCUGUUUCUCCAUCCGAACUCGACGAUAUCAAGUAUUGUCGUACAAAAAAUCCGGUGAACAACCAGUAUCGAGGUGGAGCCAGCAGUGCCGCAGCACCUACUGGUGGUGGAGGUAAAACAGUGGGAAGGUGGUUGAAGGACAGAAAAGAGAAAAAGAAAGAGGAGACGAGAGUUCAUAAUGCACAAUUACAUGCAACUGUAUCGGUCGCAGGUGUUGCUGCUGUAGUUGCUGCAAUUGCAGCUGCCACUGCUGCCUCAGCAGGAAAUAGAAAGGAUGAGGAGAUGAUGAAAACCGACUUGGCAGUAGCAUCUGCCGCUACUCUAGUUGCAGCACAGUGUGUGGAAGCUGCAGAGGCAAUGGGUGCGGAGCGUGACCAUCUGGCAUCGGUUGUUAGCUCCGCGGUUAAUGUCAAGUCACCGGGAGAUAUCAUGACUUUAACGGCUGCUGCUGCCACUGCUCUCCGUGGUGCGGCAACACUAAAAGCAAGGACUGUAAAAGAAACGCGUCAUAUCCCCUCUGUACCCCGAGCAGAAAAAGGAAGUUCGCAUAGCAAUGGCACUGGCAGCAGCUCAAAUGGGAGUUUCAGUGAUGAGUUUUUACCAGAAGAAAAUUUUCUUGGUAUAUGUAGCCGAGAAUUACUUGCAAGAGGUUGUGUACUUCUCAAACGCACACGUAAAGGUGAUCUUCACUGGAAAAUAGUUUCUGUUUAUAUCAACAAAAUGGAUCAGGUCAUCCUGAAGAUGAAGAGCAGACAUGUUGCUGGGACCAUUACAAAAAAGAAGAAGAAUAUUGUGUUGGAAGUUUUAAAAGAUAUGUCUCCAUGGCCGGGACGUCACUUGGUGGAAAACGGUCAUGACCGAUGUUACUUUGGCCUGAAAACGGUGACCCGUGGGGUCGUUGAAUUCGAAUGCAAGAAUCAAAGGGAGUAUGAUAUAUGGACUCAAGGUGUAUGUAGGUUGCUCACACUUGCUGCAGAAAGAAGCAAUGGGAGUUGAAAUUAGCUAAAUCAUACCAAUUAGAUUUUGUGUUGGUGGAGAUUGGAAUAACUUCUAUUAAUUUCUGUAUCUUAUGUAAAUCUUUUGCUAUGUUAGUACAAUCUGGUCGUUGUGGGUUACUUACAAAUGGUUUAGUGAGUAUGGUUUAGCUAUCAAAAUAUGUAAAUUAAUCAUUUGAUAUAACUACUAAUUUUGGGUGGACAA
Molecule: messenger RNA, 1787 nt
Organism: Erigeron canadensis
Lineage: Eukaryota; Viridiplantae; Streptophyta; Magnoliopsida; Asterales; Asteraceae
Product: VAN3-binding protein-like
Exons: 7
Coding region: 213-1583 (456 amino acids)
Biological process (GO): auxin-activated signaling pathway; leaf vascular tissue pattern formation; phloem or xylem histogenesis
Source: RefSeq, a predicted model, not a curated record